UGAUGCCUUUUAGUAGUAGUAGUAGUAGUAGUAGUAGUAAACACAGAUGAGAUAUAAAUGUUUUUCAGGAGGGUAUGGGGUUUUGUAGAUGUGAUAAAUGCCGAGAUUUUAAUUGGGAGACAUAAAUUAGUGUUUAAUACAUUAUUGAAUUUGUUUGUACAGAUUGUAAAUAUCAUAUCGAACGUUUUACACAUUUGUGAGAUAUCUUCCAAAACACGUGGUGAGUCAUACGUUUGUAGAAGUGUUCAGGGACUAAACAAGUUUGCGUUUGGAUAAAAUUGCAUUCGUUUAUAUAAAAUUAAAUAUAGCAAUAUUGAGACAAAAUAAAAAUAACUAAAAAUGAGUGAUAUAGAAUCAAAUGAUCAUCCAAAAUGGUUGUUAGAAUUAGAAAAUAGGAAAAGAAAGCCUCGAUUGGCGCAUGAAGCUGGAGCUGGAGCUUCAUGUAUGAUUUGCAAAAGUACGUGUCCAGGUUUAGACUUACACUUUUGGAGAAAAACUUGCAAAAAUUGUAAAUGCAGUAAAGAUGAUCAUGAUGUGGACGACGAAGAUUUUCCUCAAUUUGAUCUGUUAUUUGGAUCCUCCAAAAAAUAUAAAAAAAAACCGAUAUUGUUGCGUAUACAUGAUCGAAAAGAACAUGCGCAAGAAGCAUUUGAAUGGAUCCCACCAGAUACAACAAAAGAAAUUGCUACAGAGUAUAUGAAAGCUUUGCCGAUAGAAAAAUUACCUAUUAAAGGUUCAGCUGGUGCAGCCUUAAGAAGGCAAUUAUUGCAAAAACAAUUACCUCUUCACGAUGUAGAUUAUAAAGUUUGCGAUAAAUUAACUGAACAAGAACAGAAACAAUUUGAAAAAUAUUUAGAAAAUAUAAAGAAAUAUGUAGGACAAGGAACAGUGACAAAGAUAUUAAGUGCGCGACCAUUCGAUCGGUUGCUAAUGACGCCCGCUAAUGCUACUGACAUGCAACCUUGCAGUCCACAAAAUAAACAUAACAUACAAUCGAACACGGUUCAAUUACGCACACCGAGUAGUUUCAUAAUUUCAAAAAGUCCAUAUAAAAAGGAUGCGCACUCGAAAUCAAACAAUUAUGAAGCAUCGUUGCCCAUUUCAGUAAUGGUAAAUAAUACCAGUACAACACCAGUGUUUGAAACACUUAAUACAAUUAGUAAUAAUUGUGAAAUAGCCAAGUCAGAACCAAUUAGGAGUGGAGUAUAUAAUAAGGGUAUUUCGUCAAUUAAUUGUCAAAGAGUUAAUAACAAUCAUCGAGAUAUUACAAGUAAAGAAGUUUCAAUCCCUAACUAUUCGGAAUGUUCAGAUCCUGAAGGUACAAUGCCUCAGAAUUCUGUAGAACAUUACGAAGAAGUACAUAACGUAUUAAAGAAUCCACCAACCUCUCUCUCGCAUUCAAAAUCAAUUAAUAACGAAGCGUAUAUCGCAGAAGCUAUAUUAGCGGAUGCUUUACUUCCUCCUAGUACAGUGCAUGCCAAUGACAUUAUUGGUAGUACAUUAGAUCAAAAGGGUUUGAAGUAUAUACGAGAGAAACUUACAAAUAAAUAUAGCAACCAAGGGAAUCAUCAACUGCAACCGUCGUGCAACGCGUACAGCUUUGCAAACGAUUUAGAUAACAAUGACUUAUUAAAAAAUAAUAUUUCACCGCAAAGCAUAAAUGCUGACAAUAAGAGUGAUAUAGCGACCAUUAUUACUGCCGCAAAGAACACACCCAAUGCUUUAACUCCGUUGAAAGGCAAAAUUCAAACAGUAGAAAAACCCACUAACGAAUCUAAGCGAACAGAAGCGGAAAAAGAAGUAAUGAGAAUGAAUUCGCAAAAGGUCCAAUCGACUCCUCUUGACGCGAUAAUGGCGCACUCGAAAUUAACAGCCGAUUCACUUACACCAGCCUCGUUACCACGAAUGUGUGAACAUUCCAAGAUCAGUAAUCAUCCGGCAAAGUUGAACAAUUAUUCGGUACCAUCCACUAUUAUCUACUCAGAGAAAUUACAAAAUCAUGCAUUUCCCUAUAAAAGUAUCGACAGUACGAACCAACCAGCAGACAAUUCACUGAAGAUAGAGCAGCUUAAAGAUGGUGUGGAAAAUCUAACAGUGGAUCCUGUUAAACUACAGAAGUGCCAUAAGUGCGAAGAAGUAAUACGCGUCGGUGAUGUCGCUGUAAUUACAGAAAAAGCUAAAAAUGCUAUGUGGCAUCCUGGAUGCUUUGUCUGUGACACUUGUAACGAGCUAUUAGUAGAUUUAGUGUAUUUUUACUAUAAAAACAAAUUGUACUGUGGAAGAGAUUUAUCAUCGCUUCUGGGAAUUCCUAGAUGUUUCGCCUGUGACGAACUAAUUUUCCUACGAGAAUAUACUGUCGCCGAAGGACACAAUUAUCACGUAAAACAUUUUUGUUGUUGGGACUGCGAUAUUCCUUUAGCUGGGAAACAAUAUACUACGGAGAGUGAUCGUCCAUUGUGCCUUCCUUGUUAUCAAAAAACAUACGCGAAAACAUGUAAUACGUGCAACAAGGUAAUCGCUGCAGAUCAACAAGGAGUAGCUCUGAAGGAUUUAAACUUUCACGCGACAGGAAGUUGCUUCUGUUGUCAUGUUUGUAACAAAAAUCUAUUAAAAGCUCGAACAGCGAUUAAAGAGAAAAAAUUAUUCUGCAGCAAAGAAUGCAUUGGAAAGUUUAGCCAACUGCCGACAUAGUAACUAAAUUAUUUUUUAUAUUUUGCAAUAUUUUUUAAGAAAAACGUACUACUUGAUUUCAGUGUAUACAGGCUAAUAAUAGAAAACACGGACCACUGAAAAAUAAAAAUAUUUUACAUGAUAUUUGAUAAGAAAAAUAUAUUUUCAAAUAUAUUUAGAAUAUUGCCAUUAAUUCUAACAAUUACAAAAUAUACUUAAUAAAAAUGUUUAUUUUAAUUAAACAUAAUCUAUAUACUCACGUUCUUUAUAUUAUUAAAAUGUACUAUUACUAAAGUCUAUAGUAUUUAUAUGAAAAGUUGUUUACAUCACAUGCAGUCUAAAUUAUUUAAAAAACGGCAUUAGCAUUUAUGUUAUUUCGCAUAAUGCCUUAAGAACUUACAAAAACUAAGUUCCAUUUUGUUUGAAAAAUGAGAAUUACAUUUCCGAAUGAAUUCAAUUGAUCCCGAUAUUACUGAUAAACAUUAUUUCAAGUACGACGUGUUACGUACAACACAAGAUUCUUUUUGCAGGUGAUCUUGUGAAAUCAAUUUUUAUAAGUUCGAAAGCAACGGAGAAUUACAUUCUGUUACGUUAACU
This is a messenger RNA of Nomia melanderi (Alkali bee), 3267 nucleotides long. NCBI's taxonomy places the organism in Eukaryota, Metazoa, Arthropoda, Insecta, Hymenoptera, Halictidae. The record is from RefSeq and is a predicted model, not a curated record.